Messenger RNA from Phascolarctos cinereus (koala), 1847 nucleotides. RefSeq names its product small nuclear RNA activating complex polypeptide 1 (gene SNAPC1). Gene Ontology annotation, cellular component: snRNA-activating protein complex. NCBI's taxonomy places the organism in Eukaryota, Metazoa, Chordata, Mammalia, Diprotodontia, Phascolarctidae. Gene Ontology annotation, biological process: snRNA transcription by RNA polymerase III; snRNA transcription by RNA polymerase II. The record is from RefSeq and is a predicted model, not a curated record. Gene Ontology annotation, molecular function: sequence-specific DNA binding.
ACGGCGUGGCCCUGGAGCUACGUGUGACGUGCGACGUGCCGGAUUUGCGUUUCCUCGGAGACUGCGACCGGUUAGCAUCCCAAGCCGGGGGCUGUGGACCGAGAGGUGGCAGCAGCAUGGGGGCUCCCGGCGGCCUGCAUUCGGACUUCGAGACGCUCCUGACGCGUUUCCAGGAGACCGACAGCGUCCUUGAGGAUUUCACCGCGCAGUGGAGGGACAUGAGGUUCCAUACUAUCUUCUAUGGCAGAACGAGACAUAUGGAAAAGAACAAGUUUACAAAGGAAGCUUUAGCUCUGGCUUGGAAAUAUUUUCUACCUCCAUACACCUUUCAGAUCAGAGUUGGUGCUUUGUAUCUUAUGUAUGGACUGUAUAAUACACAACUCUGUCAACCAAAGCAAAAGAUUAGAGUAUCCCUUAAGGAUUGGGAUGAAGUUAUGAAAUUCCAGCAAGAUCUGACAAACGCACAACAUUAUGAUGCUUCUUAUAUUCUGAGGAAGCUGAGGCUAGACAAAGCCUUCCAUUUUACAGCAAUGCCCAAACCUCUUUCGUACAGAAUGAAGAAAAAUAUUCCACGAACUGAAGUUACAGAGGAAUUUAAGGAACCUAAUGACCGGGUAAUGAAGCUUAUCACUGCUGAUACACUAGAGGAAAUUAUGAAUAUCCAUGAUCAUUACCAAGAAAUGAAGCAGAUAAUUUCAGCUGAUAAAUCUCAGCCUGACAAAGCUCUCACCUUGAUAAAAGAUGAAUUUUUAGUUAACAUUAAGAACCUGGUUUUAGAACAUAAACAGUGGCAUGAAGACAAAAAGAAGGUAUUUGUAAAAGUUAAAAAUGAAGAUGACCAAAGAGAAAAGGAAGGAAGUUCACAAGAAUUGGAGGGUUCUGAAAGAGCAGGAGCAUUAGCUAAAAUAAAAUCCAAGGCCUAUUCAGUUGUCACUCAGGCAUCCAAGUCAAGGAGACAUCGUCAGGUCAAACUCGAACCACUUGAGUCAGAAUUUGUUAAAAAGCUAGUCAAGACACCUUCUGAUAAAGGAAACAAAGGAAAACUGGAAUCAGAAGAGGAAACAUCACCUCAAAUUAAAGCACCUAAGAGGAGAAGAAGAUGCUGAACAAAGAACUUGGACUAUAGAGUUUUAUGCCAUCUCAAUUUCUGGACAAUUAAAAUCUUUAUGUGAUGAAGAGGAAGACUGCAGAUAUUAAAGCCAGCUGUUCCCUGUUUGUUCUGGGCUACCACAGUAGUCCUUUGUGAAAAUUGGUUUCCAAUGGUAAUUUAUAUGCACUCAAAAUUGCCUUAACACAGUUGUGGCCAUGUUAAUUAUUACAUAUUCUUAUUUUACAUUGACCUUUGGUUUAACUUGAGAUGUACAUUACAUGGUACUUAAUCAUAGAUUAAUUUAUGACUUGAAUGAAACCAUCAUACACCUUAUAUGGGUAAGUGCAAUAAAUAUAUUUUUCUUCGUUGCUACUAGGCUAUAAAUUCAAUGAGAUAAUGCCAGUGCUUAGCAUAGUGCUUUGCAUAUUGUAUUUACUUAAUAAAUGUUGAAAAGUAUGAGUGUAGCAAGUUCUUAAUAAAUGUUGAAUUGAAAGGCUUUGUUUUAUUUUUACAUGAAACUCCUCUUGAUAGUUCCUACUGUCAAGAUCAUGCUUAGUUGCUGUUUUGUAAUCAAUCUAACUUUAUUUGUAUACCAUAUCAGUUAAUUUUAAAGCCUCCUUUGUUGUAAUGAACUUUAAAUAUCCAGACCACCUAAAUAAUAUAUUGACUGAUAAUCUUGAGUACAAGCAUAAUUUAAUAUGUAUUAUUUCUAGGGAGUUAUUAAAACCUUCCAAAUAAAAUUUUAAAAUUUAACGUC